Molecule: messenger RNA, 2000 nt
Organism: Drosophila nasuta
Lineage: Eukaryota; Metazoa; Arthropoda; Insecta; Diptera; Drosophilidae
Gene: hh
Product: hedgehog signaling protein
Exons: 3
Coding region: 330-1802 (490 amino acids)
Biological process (GO): protein autoprocessing; multicellular organism development; regulation of gene expression
Molecular function (GO): calcium ion binding; patched binding
Source: RefSeq, a predicted model, not a curated record
UCGCUUCGUGCGCUCGGAAAUGUCAUUUGUCAAUCACAGUGCGAGCGCAACGGUUGUCGUUGAUUGUUGUGCUGCUGUUCCUAAAAGAAGUAGUAGAAAUUGAAGAAACGCAAACGCAAACGCCGAAAACUGCAUUUCGAAUUGAGAAUAAGAAAUUGCAAACAACAACAAGCGUGUGAAACGGUGAUAAAUUAGUGAUUUUGUUUUAGAAACUACAGUUUUUUAAAUGCCAGCAACAGCGACGAUUGCUGUGAGCUAAACGAAUAAAAGAAUACGAAUAAAAGUGCAGUGCAAACGAAACCAAAAGAAAAAAAGCAACAAACUAAAUUAUGGAUAACCAGCAAGUGAAUGUGGCUGCGCUUUGGUCCUGCGCCAGCGUCACCUGCUUAUCGCUGGAUGCCAAGCGCCACAGCAACAACCACAACAGCAGCAGCAGCAACAGCAACCACAACAACAGUAGCAGCAACAACAUCAGCAGCAACACAGCAACAGCAACAGAGUCCAACGAAUCCUGCCGAAAGCUGCGCCACAUUGCGCAUACGCCGCGUGGCAGCUGCUUUAUGGCAUUGCUGCUGCUGCUGCUGCUCGCCCUCAACUUUCGCCAUGCGCACAGCUGCGGCCCAGGCCGAGGACUUGGCCGUCGUCGCGAACGCAAUCUUUAUCCGCUGGUCCUUAAGCAAACGGUGCCCAAUCUCUCAGAGUAUCAGAGCGGCGCCUCGGGUCCGCUAGAGGGCGCCAUCGAGCGGGAUUCGCCAAAGUUCAAGGAUCUGGUGCCCAACUACAAUAGGGAUAUACUCUUCAAAGACGAGGAGGGCACCGGCGCCGAUCGCGUUAUGUCCAAGCGCUGCAAAGAGAAACUCAACAUGCUCGCUUACUCGGUGAUGAACGAAUGGCCAGGAGUGCGUCUGCUGGUCACCGAGAGCUGGGACGAGGAUCAUCAGCAUGGCCUGGAGUCGCUGCACUACGAAGGACGCGCUGUGACGAUUGCGACAUCGGAUCGCGAUCAAUCCAAAUAUGGAAUACUGGCGCGUCUCGCUGUCGAGGCUGGCUUCGAUUGGGUCUCCUAUGUGAGUCGACGUCACAUCUACUGCUCUGUGAAAUCAGAUUCCUCGCCUGCCAUUUCACAUGUGCACGGCUGCUUCACGCCGGAGAGCAGCGCACAGCUGGAGAGCGGCAAGCAGAAGCUGCUCUCUGAGUUGGCCAUCGGUGAUCGUGUGCUGAGCAUGAACUCCAAUGGUCGACCCGUCUACAGCGAAGUCAUACUCUUCAUGGAUCGCAAUCUGGAGCAGAUGGAAACCUUCGUUCAACUUCACACCGAUGGCGGAGCCGUGCUCACCGUGACUCCGGCUCACUUGAUCACCGUCUGGCAGCCAGAGGAGCAAAAGUUGAGCUACAUCUUUGCGGAUCGCGUCGAGGAGCAGAGCUUUGUGAUGGUGCUCGAGUCGAGCAGCGGCGAGUUGCGUCCACAGCGAGUGCAUCGCGUGAGCAGCGUAAGGCGAAAAGGAGUUGUGGCACCUUUGACCCGAGAGGGAACAAUUGUGGUCAACUCGGUGGCUGCUUCUUGCUAUGCAGUGAUCAGCAGUCAAUCCUUGGCGCAUUGGGGUCUGGCUCCCAUGCGUUUCCUCCACACUCUCCAGAGUUGGAUGCCACAAAAGAAUCAACUGCGUUCCACGCCCAAGUCAACGACGUCAACAGCGACGUCGACGUCGACAGCGCAGCAGCAGAAUGGUUUGCAUUGGUAUGCGAGUGCUCUAUACAAGGUGAAGGAUUAUGUGCUGCCUCAAAGCUGGCGUCACGAAUAAACUUCGAGAGAGAGAUGCGCUUAAUUUGUAAUAUAUAUUUUUGUGUAGUAGAUAUGUAUGAUAUAUAAUAAUAACUUAACUUAAUCGCAUCAUUAUUGUAUUUCAAUGUUAAUUAUGAUUAAUGCUGAUCAAUACUAUUUAUCAACUUAUCAAUCAAACACACACGAUUUAAUAACGACACAACAACAACAAAAACAA